This is a messenger RNA of Drosophila novamexicana, 1726 nucleotides long. RefSeq names its product fatty-acid amide hydrolase 2. The transcript has a single exon. NCBI's taxonomy places the organism in Eukaryota, Metazoa, Arthropoda, Insecta, Diptera, Drosophilidae. The record is from RefSeq and is a predicted model, not a curated record. Bases 70 to 1644 code for a protein of 524 amino acids.
AUCUUAAAUACUUGCUGACUUUACAAGACGUCGCGUGGUUCAAAAAGAUAAGAAAAAUAGAAAUUCGUCAUGAGUUUUUGGAAAAUAUUGUUAGAGGCUCUGUUAACCCUUGUCCACAUCAUAACCGAUCGCCUGUUGGAGUUUGCCCUGGGCUGGUAUCUGGGUCCACAGAAGCGUGUCGCAACUCUUCCAAAUGUGGACCAACAGGUCAUAUUGACCAAGAGCGCCGUUGAGCUGGCAAAACAAAUACGCGAACGCAAGCUAAAAAGUUACGAUAUCGUCAAAGCCUAUUGCGACCGCAUCGAAAUUGUGAAUCGUGAACUGAACGCCGUCGUCGAUGGACCCUUUGUGAAGGAGGCACUGGAGCAGGCGCGCGUUAUCGAUGCGCAGCUGGCGGCGAAUCAUUAUACAGAUGACCAGCUGCUGGCGCUGCCCUUUCUGGGCGUACCGUUCACCACCAAGGACAGUACCUCUGUGGCCGGCAAGCUGCACACCUUGGGCCUGCUGGCACGCAAGGAUGUGCGGGCCACGCAUGAUGCGGAGUGUGUACGGCUGAUGAAGCAAAGCGGCGCCAUUAUUAUAGCCACCAGCAAUGUGCCGGAGGUGAAUAAGUGGAUCGAGUCGCGCAAUAUGCUAAUUGGCGGCACCAAUAAUCCCUACGAUCUGAGGCGAUCCGUGGGCGGUUCCUCGGGCGGCGAAGCCGCUUUAAUCUCAGCCUGCUGCACUGGCUUUGGCCUGGGCACCGAUAUAGGUGGCUCCAUACGCAUUCCGGCCUUUAAUUGUGGCAUUUUCGGGCACAAGCCCAGCGCGGGCGCCGUUAAUAUGGCCGGCUGCACCUUUCGCACCGGCAAGGAGCAGGAGACAAUGGUCUGUGCGGGUCCCAUGACGCGCCAUGCCAGCGAUUUGCGGCCCAUUAUGAAGGUGCUGCUGGAGCCAGCACUGCACAGUGUGCUCAAGCUGGAUGAGCAGGUGGAUGUGAAGAGUCUGCGCUACUUUUAUGUGCCCAGCAUUGGGAUGCGCCAGUGCAAUCCCAUCAAUCGCGAAACGGAGCGCAUCAUGUACAAUGUGCGCAAGCAUUUUGAGUCGCUGACCGGAAAGGAGGUGCGCUUGACGAAGCUGCCGGAGACGCAGCUGACCGGCAAAAUGUGGCGCUACUGGAUGACCCAGGAGCCGGCCAACUUCAAUCAGCUGCUGGGCAACGGCGUCGAGCUGAAUCCGUUUGUGGAGCUAUUCAAAAAGUUGCUGGGUCAGGGCGAAUACAGUAUGGCGGCCAUUUACUCGCUGCUGGAUAACAUCUUGCCCAAGGAGAACGAGGCGUUGAUGCGCAAGGCAACCAAAAAGUGCAAGGCAGCGCUGCAAGAGCUGCUGGGUGAGAACGGAGUGCUGAUCUUUCACAGUUCUCCACGCACGGCACCCUUUCAUUACUAUCCACUGGUCAAGUUUAUGGACUUCAGCUACUUCAGCCUGUUCAAUGUGCUGCGUUUGCCGGCGACGCAGGUGCCCAUGGGUCUGGAUGCGCAGGGCAUGCCCCUGGGCAUACAGGUGGUGUCCAAUCACAACAAUGAUCGCCUGUGCUUGGCUGUGGCCGAGGAGCUGGAGCGCGCCUUUGGCGGCUGGGUUGCGCCGUUUCCAUUAAAGCGCUGAAAGGUUGUUAGUAAUAUUAACAAAUACUCAUACAGGUGUUGGUAAUCCCUAAGGCUGUUUUCCGAACAAAAUAUUAUUAAAC